Lobosporangium transversale is the source of this 807-nucleotide messenger RNA. Its product is annotated as MT-A70-domain-containing protein. Bases 1 to 807 code for a protein of 268 amino acids. The transcript is spliced from 2 exons. The record is from RefSeq and is a predicted model, not a curated record. Gene Ontology annotation, cellular component: RNA N6-methyladenosine methyltransferase complex; nucleus. Lineage: Eukaryota; Fungi; Mortierellomycota; Mortierellomycetes; Mortierellales; Mortierellaceae. Gene Ontology annotation, molecular function: methyltransferase activity; nucleic acid binding.
AUGCUCCAUGAAUCCACCGUUUCUGUAUUGGAUCGUUUGAUACUAAUAAGCCACAUCUCUUUGCAAACAUAUUUACUAGCAAAAGAUAGAGAAGGGUUCGAUAUCAUUGUGAUGGACCCACCAUGGCAGAAUGCAUCGGUUGAUCGAAUGAGUCAUUAUAGGACAAUGGAUUUAUAUGAGCUGUUCAAGAUACCUAUUCCUGAUCUGCUGAAGGCAAAUGGGAGUAAUGUUGGUGGAAUAGUAGCUGUAUGGAUAACAAACAAGGCCAAAGUCAAAAGGGUUGUAGUAGAGAAGCUGUUCCCUGCAUGGGGUCUUGAUUUGGUUGCACACUGGUUUUGGCUCAAAGUUACUACCAAAGGCGAGCCAGUGCUUAGCCUCAGCAAUUCACAUCGACGAGCAUAUGAGGGUGUAUUGAUAGGGAGACAGAGGCAAGGCUCAAAGCUAUCGAAUAAGACCAUGCAUGAGACAUCUGCCUCAAAUCCAGUAAACAGGCUACUAGUGAGCAUACCGGCUCAGCAUUCACGCAAACCAUCUCUCAAUGCUCUUAUUGAAGAAGAAUUUUUCACAUCAAAACUCGAAUCCCGAGCAGAUCGAGAUCGCAAUGCGUAUGUCGACAGUGAAGCAUUGGUAAAGAAACCACUUUAUCGACUUGAGCUUUUUGCCCGGAACCUAGAGGAAGGCGUAUUAUCGUGGGGCAAUGAACCGCUUCGUUAUCAAUACUGUGGACGAGGAGCAAGCAAUUCUCAGGUCGUGCAGGAUGGAUAUUUGAUUCCUUGUCCCAUUCAAUCUGAAUUGGUUUCCCAAUGA